This is a messenger RNA of Hevea brasiliensis (rubber tree), 2084 nucleotides long. Its product is annotated as beta-amylase 1, chloroplastic. The coding region runs from base 90 to 1841 and encodes 583 amino acids. The transcript has 4 exons. Lineage: Eukaryota; Viridiplantae; Streptophyta; Magnoliopsida; Malpighiales; Euphorbiaceae. Gene Ontology annotation, biological process: polysaccharide catabolic process. The record is from RefSeq and is a predicted model, not a curated record. Gene Ontology annotation, molecular function: beta-amylase activity.
CUUUUUUUUUCUUGGAAAAAAGCUUUUUUCUUUCGUAAAUUUAUAUCACUUUCUCUAAAAAAAAAAAAAAAAAAAAAAUCUUUGCAGAAAUGGCCAUGAAUAUUACCCACCAGAUCGGAGCACUCGCGGGAACUCCAAUCCAUAAAGAAUCCAUCACCACCACCACAAGUGAAGCUAUGGCGACGGUUAGCGUUGCUGCGGUGUGGAGAACUCCUAUGCCUAAUCCACGGAGCAAAUUUCAUAAACCAUACGUUGUGGAGCAGAAAUCUCAGCCGAUCAGCCCUUGUCGGUCUCCAUUACUAAGCGGCAUCCGUGCGGACCUGUCCGUAGCUUGUCGCGCUUUUGCGAUGGAGGAGAUGACAUUGGAGAGGGCAACGGAGGGGGCGGAAGAGAGGAUGUAUAGAGAUGGUUCUGGGAAGGAGAAAAAGAAGGGGGUGCCUGUGUACGUGAUGAUGCCCUUGGACAGCGUGACGAUGAGCAACACUGUGAACCGGAGGAAGGCGAUGAACGCCAGUUUACAGGCGUUGAAGAGCGCCGGAGUUGAAGGGAUCAUGAUGGACGUAUGGUGGGGAUUGGUUGAGAGAGACGCACCUGGGGUGUAUGAUUGGGGAGGGUAUACUGAGCUUUUGGAGAUGGCGAAGCGACAUGGACUUAAGGUUCAGACAGUGAUGUCGUUUCAUCAGUGUGGAGGAAACGUUGGCGACUCUUGCACUAUACCAUUGCCCAAGUGGGUUGUGGAGGAGAUUGACCAGGAUCCAAACCUUGCAUACACGGAUCAGUGGGGAAGAAGGAAUUAUGAAUAUAUAUCUCUAGGCUGUGAUACCAUUCCGUUCCUCAAGGGGCGGACACCCGUGCAAUGUUACUCUGAUUUCAUGCGAGCAUUCAGAGACAACUUCAAAAACCUUCUCGGUGAUACCGUUGUGGAAAUUCAAGUGGGAAUGGGUCCAGCAGGUGAGCUUCGCUAUCCCUCAUACCCAGAACAGAAUGGGACAUGGAAAUUUCCAGGAAUUGGAGCUUUCCAAUGUUAUGACAAGUAUAUGCUUAGCAGCCUGAAAGCUGAAGCUGAAAAAGUUGGUAAGCCAGAAUGGGGUAGCACAGGUCCUACUGAUGCUGGUCACUAUAACAACUGGCCAGAAGAUACCCAGUUUUUCCGUAAAGAAAAUGGUGGUUGGACUAGUCCUUAUGGUGAAUUUUUCCUUAAUUGGUACUCUCAGAUGCUCCUAGACCACGGUGAGAGGAUAGUUUCAUCAGCCAAGACCAUCUUUGAGAGCACUGGUGUAAAGAUCUCAGUAAAGGUUGCAGGAAUACAUUGGCACUAUGGGACACGGUCCCAUGCCCCAGAGCUCACUGCUGGGUAUUAUAACACAAGAUUUCGGGACGGUUACAUUCCUAUUGCACAAAUGUUAGGACGCCAUGGCGCUAUUUUCAACUUCACUUGUAUUGAGAUGCGUGAUCACGAGCAGCCACAGGACGCUCUUUGCGCACCUGAGAAGCUUGUCAGGCAGGUGGCUUUAGCAACUCAGAAGACACAGGUUCCACUCGCUGGGGAAAAUGCCCUGCCACGAUAUGAUGAAUACGCACAUGAGCAAAUCUCGCUGUCAGCGUCCUUGAAUAUUGAUGGUAAUUCAGGUGAUAGAGAAAUGUGUGCUUUUACAUACUUGAGGAUGAAUCCCCAUUUAUUCCAAGACGAUAACUGGAGACGGUUCGUGGCAUUAGUGAAGAAGAUGAAUGAAGGGAAGAACGCUGAACGGUGUCGGGAGCAGAUUGAGCGGGAAGCUGAGCAUUUUGUGUAUAUUAGUCGGCCUUCAGUUCAGGAGGCUGCAGUGGCUCUGAUGCACUAAGAAUUUUGGUCAACUUGCCGGUUUUAUACCACGGCAACCAACAUUUGGCUUUGUUAUAGCUGCCUUUUUUUUUUGGCUGUAGCAAUAGAUAUUUGCCCUGAGCAAGUGAAUUCAGGAAAUAUGAUGUUACCGUAUACAAAUAUAUGUAUUUUUUUCAUAAGUUUUCAACAAGCUAGGAGUGGAUUGAUAAUCAAUCAAUGUAAUGCUUUUUAUGUAUUUUAGCAAGAACUUCUUUUUGUCCAA